AUGAAUGGAGGUAAUAAAAAGCAAAACGGCAGCGCUGUUUAUAGGGAUAUAGAAGAAUAAAAAGUAGAAGAAUUGCAAGAAUCAGUUUAGAGUUUGAAAUUUCUAGCUUAAGACAUAAGUAACCAUUUAGAUAGCGAAAAGAAAGACCUCUUAAAUAAAAUGAGUUCUAAUUAUGAAAAUGGCACGUAAUCAUUGAAAAAUGUACUUUCUAAGAUCGACGAUGUUCUUAAACAUGGAGGAGCUUCAAGAACUACAUGCUAUUUAAUUGGAAUAAUAGUUAUUUUUUUCUUUUUGAUGUACAUUAUCAAAUGA
This is a messenger RNA of Tetrahymena thermophila SB210, 312 nucleotides long. RefSeq names its product transmembrane protein, putative. The transcript has a single exon. NCBI's taxonomy places the organism in Eukaryota, Ciliophora, Oligohymenophorea, Hymenostomatida, Tetrahymenidae. The record is from RefSeq and is a predicted model, not a curated record.